Messenger RNA from Microtus oregoni (creeping vole), 7119 nucleotides. RefSeq names its product cell migration inducing hyaluronidase 1 (gene Cemip). Bases 227 to 4381 code for a protein of 1384 amino acids. NCBI's taxonomy places the organism in Eukaryota, Metazoa, Chordata, Mammalia, Rodentia, Cricetidae. The transcript has 29 exons. The record is from RefSeq and is a predicted model, not a curated record.
GCUAUAAAAAGCGGCGGCUCGGGCUGGCAGCUCCGAGCUAGCUAGUAAGCCAGUGAGCGCGCGGAGCCGAGCUAAGAGCGCCCGCUGCGCAGAGUGGCAGUGGUCUGGUGCCGGGGGCGCACUGUACCGAGUGAGGCCCGGAUCUGCACUUCACUUCCCGCGAGCUCUCGUCCCGUUUGCUCACGCUCGGGGGCUCGACGCGUGGGAUCAGAUACCAGACUCCGGGAUGCUGCACUCCAGGUCCCCGAGGCGUGGCACUGUCUCGGUCAUCAGCCGUAGGGAGCAUGCUGUCAGACUGAAGGCUGCUGGGAGGCACCAUGUCUCCCUUAAGGUCGUGCUGGCCAUGAACUGGCUCCUCCUAGUCGACUUCUCAGGGGCCACGUCGGCAGGGGCAGCUGAAUGUCCUGACCAGAACCCUGACCUGCAGCCUUGGAGCCCUGGCCAUGACAGAGACCAUCACGUAUACAUCGGUCAGGGCAGGAAUCUACUGCUCACCUCCUCUGCUACCGUCCACUCCAUCACCAUCUCGCAGGGAGGCAAGCUUGUCAUUAAAGACCACCAUGAGCACAUCGAGCUGCGUGCCCGGCACAUUCUGAUCGAGGAUGGCGGAGAGCUGCACGCUGGGAGUGCCCUCUGCCCUUUCGAGGGCAAUUUCAGUAUUGUGCUGUAUGGAAGGGCUGAUGAAGGCAUCGAGCCCGACCCUUACUAUGGCCUGAAGUACAUUGGAGUGGGCAGAGGAGGCACUCUUGAGUUGCACGGACAGAAAAAACUCUCCUGGACAUUUCUCAACAAGACCCUUCGUCCUGGAGGCAUGCAGGAGGGAGGAUAUUUUUUUGAAAGGAGCUGGGGUCACCGUGGAGUCAUUGUUCAUGUCAUUGACCCCAAGUCAGGCACAGUUGUCCAUUCUGAUAGGUUUGACACCUACAGAUCCAAGAAGGAGAGCGAACGUCUGGUCCAGUAUUUGAAUGCGGUGCCUGACGGCAGGAUCCUUUCUGUCGCAGUGAAUGAUGAAGGCUCGAGGAACCUGGAUGACACGGCCAGGAAGGCAAUGACCAAACUGGGCAGUAAGCACUUCCUACAUCUUGGAUUUAGACACCCUUGGAGCUUCAUCACUGUGAAGGGCAAGCCCUCCUCUUCAGUUGAAGACCACAUCGAAUACCAAGGUCACAAAGGCUCAGCUGCUGCCCGGGUUUUCAAACUCUUCCAGACAGAGCACGGCGAACAUUUCAAUGUUUCUUCAACCAGCGAAUGGGUUCAAGACGUGGAAUGGACGGAGUGGUUCAACCAUGAUAAGGUACCUCAGAGCAAAGGUGGGGAGAAAAUUUCAGAUCUCCGAGCGGCUUACCCAGGAAAAAUCUGCAAUCGACCCAUUGACAUACAGGCCACAACAAUGGACGGAGUUGCCCUCAACACUGAAGUUGUCUACAAAAAUGGCCAAGAUUACAGGUUUGCUUGCUACACCCGGGGCCGAGCCUGCCGCAACUACCGAGUACGAUUCCUAUGUGGGAAACCUGUGAGGCCCAAGCUCACGGUCAGCAUCGACACCAACGUAAACAGCACCAUCCUGAACCUGGUGGACAAUGUGCAGUCCUGGAGGCCUGGAGACACCCUGGUCGUCGCCAGCACUGACUACUCCAUGUACCAGGCGGAAGAGUUCCAGGUUCUCACCUGCAAAGCCUGUACCUCUACGCAGGUCAGAGUGGCAGGGAAGCCACAGUACCUACACAUUGGGGAGGAGAUUGACGGUGUGGACAUGCGGGCUGAGGUCGGGCUCCUGACUCGGAACAUUGUGGUGAUGGGAGAGAUGGAGGACCAAUGCUACCCCUACAGCAGCCACAUCUGUGACUUCUUUGACUUCGAUACCUUCGGGGGUCACAUCAAGUUUGCCCUGGGGUUUAAAGCCACCCACUUGGAGGGCGUGGAGCUAAAGUACAUGGGGCAGCAGCUGGUGGGCCAGUACCCAAUUCACUUCCACCUGGCUGGCGACCUGGAUGAGCGGGGAGGCUAUGACCCACCUACGUACAUCAGGGACCUCUCCAUCCACCACACCUUCUCCCGCUGCGUCACUGUUCACGGCUCCAAUGGCCUUUUGAUCAAGGAUGUGGUGGGCUAUAAUUCCUUGGGCCACUGCUUCUUCACUGAAGAUGGGCCAGAGGAACGCAACACUUUUGACCACUGCCUCGGCCUCCUUGUUAAGUCGGGGACCCUCCUCCCAUCAGAUCGGGACAGCAGGAUGUGCAAAGUGAUCACGGAGGACUCGUACCCAGGGUACAUCCCUAAGCCCAGGCAGGACUGCAAUGCUGUGUCCACCUUCUGGAUGGCAAAUCCCAACAACAACCUGAUUAACUGUGCGGCUGCAGGGUCCGAGGAAACGGGAUUCUGGUUCAUUUUUCACCAUGUGCCAACGGGCCCCUCAGUGGGAAUGUACUCCCCGGGUUAUUCCGAGCACAUUCCACUGGGAAAAUUCCACAACAACCGAGCACAUUCUAACUACAGGGCUGGCAUGAUCAUAGACAAUGGAGUCAAGACGACGGAGGCCUCAGCUAAGGACAAGCGGCCCUUCCUCUCCAUCAUCUCUGCCAGGUACAGCCCUCACCAGGAUGCAGACCCCCUUAAGCCCCGGGAGCCAGCCAUCAUACGCCACUUCACUGCCUACAAGAACCAGGAUCACGGAGCCUGGCUGCGGGGUGGGGACGUGUGGCUGGACAGCUGCCGGUUUGCUGAUAAUGGCAUCGGCCUGACCCUGGCCAGUGGUGGAACCUUCCCAUAUGACGAUGGCUCCAAGCAGGAGAUAAAGAACAGCUUGUUCGUUGGCGAGAGUGGCAACGUAGGCACAGAAAUGAUGGACAACAGGAUCUGGGGCCCAGGUGGCUUGGACCACAGCGGAAGGACCCUCCCCAUAGGCCAGAAUUUUCCGAUUCGAGGGAUUCAGUUCUACGAUGGUCCCAUCAACAUUCAAAACUGUACCUUCCGCAAGUUCGCGGCCCUCGAGGGCCGGCACACCAGCGCCUUGGCCUUCCGCCUAAACAAUGCCUGGCAAAGCUGCCCCCACAACAAUGUCACCAACAUUGCCUUUGAGGAUGUCCCGAUUACUUCCAGAGUGUUCUUCGGAGAGCCUGGGCCCUGGUUCAACCAGCUGGACAUGGACGGGGACAAGACAUCUGUGUUCCACGAUGUGGAUGGCUCCGUGUCCGAGUACCCUGGCUCCUACCUCACUAAGGAUGACAACUGGCUGGUUCGGCACCCAGACUGCAUCAACGUCCCAGACUGGAGAGGGGCCAUCUGCAGUGGGCGCUAUGCACAGAUGUACAUCCAGGCCUACAAGAGCAGCAACCUGCGCAUGAAGAUCAUCAAGAACGACUUCCCUAGCCACCCCCUCUACCUGGAGGGGGCCCUCACCAGGAGCACCCACUACCAGCAGUACCAGCCGGUCGUCACCCUGCAGAAGGGCUACACCAUCCACUGGGACCAGACAGCCCCGGCUGAGCUUGCCAUCUGGCUCAUCAACUUCAACAAGGGCGACUGGAUCCGAGUGGGGCUCUGCUACCCAAGGGGCACCACCUUUUCCAUCCUUUCAGAUGUUCACAAUCGCCUGCUGAAGCAAACGUCCAAGACCGGGACCUUCGUGAGGACCCUGCAGAUGGACAAGGUGGAGCAGAGCUAUCCCGGCAGGAGCCACUACUACUGGGAUGAGGAUUCUGGGUUGCUCUUCCUGAAGCUAAAAGCCCAGAACGAAAGAGAGAAGUUUGCCUUCUGCUCCAUGAAGGGCUGUGAGCGAAUUAAGAUCAAAGCCCUCAUCCCGAGGAAUGCGGGUAUCAGCGACUGCACAGCCACCGCUUACCCCAGGUUCACCGAGAGGGCCGUGGUGGAUGUGCCGAUGCCCAAGAAGCUCGUUGGAGCUCAGCUAAAGACAAAGGACCACUUCCUGGAAGUCAAGAUGGAAAGUUCCAGGCAGCACUACUUCCACCUUCGGAAUGACUUCGCGUAUAUCGAAGUGGAUGGCAGGAAGUACCAUUGCUCAGAAGAUGGGAUCCAGGUAGUGGUGGUUGACGGGAACCGAGGUCAUGUGGUGAGCCACGGAAACUUCAGAAGUGCCAUCCUGCAGGGUAUACCCUGGCAGCUCUUCAACUAUGUGGCAGCUAUCCCUGACAAUUCCAUAGUUCUUAUGGCAUCCAAGGGCAGAUACGUCACCAGAGGCCACUGGACCAGAGUGCUGGAAAAGCUUGGGGCAGACAAAGGUCUCAAGUUGAAAGAAAAAAUGGCGUUUGUCGGCUUCAAAGGCAGCUUUCGACCCACCUGGGUGACUCUGGAGACUGACGAACACAAGGCCAAAAUCUUCCAAGUGGUGCCCAUCCCAGUGGUGAGGAAAAAGAAGUUAUAAGGACAGCUGCCACUUGUCAACACCCCAGGCUGGACUCCUACGGCAGCCAGGGACAGAAUGCCUGGGUCCCCUGGCUGUCAGCCCCACUCGGCUAAGGCACAGAUAUCAAAGACCUCGGUGCUGCCACCUGCCCCCAACUCAAGUCUACCUGCAGCAACCCGGGCAGUGUUGGCUGAUGCUAUGACCUCCUCUUGGGUGCUUCUCUCCUGUCUGUGCCUCAUCAGGAGAGGCUCGGGGACCAUACAAAGAGACCUGGGUUGUGCUGGCAGCAAACAGCCACUGGGGCAGGAGUCUGACCCCAGAUAGGAGGGGGUCCAGAUGAUGGGACCACUCCCAGAUUUCCACAGCCACUUGCGGACACAUUAAGUGGCGGAUGGAGGGAAGGCCAUCUUUACUCCUGUAAGCGUGGAUAAGGCUUCUUGGGGUUAGGAGCUGGCGUGCAGACAGAGCUGGUCAGAGUGGCAGACUCUGCUGGGGAGGAGAUGGAGUCCUCUGGUUCGAAGAGGCUCCCUUUUCAAAAGACUUCAGCUGGUACAUUGCAGUGGGACUAGGUGGCUCAUGGUGGCCCUUCCUGAGAUUGCAGAACUCCACAGUGUUUUGCUCUGUGCCUCGAGACCAGCGGUAGAAGUCAUCAUUGUAGCUGACAUCUCUGCCGUGAAUGCCCUUGAUACAGGGGAUGGAGAGGCGAGAGCUCACACUUGGGGGGGGGGGGGAGCUGGGCUCAGCAGGUGACAGGCAGCCAGGUCUUUGUACACUCUGACACCAGGAUGAGAAUCCAGAAAGAAAGUGAUGCGGUUGACAAGUGGUAGAUCAGAGAAGGGGAAGUUCACACUACCCAGGAGCAUGGGGGGAAGGCUCCUUCUGGGGUGCCAUGGUGCUGGCAGGAAGGAAGAACAGAGAUAGUAAAGAGAGAUGAGGUGGCCUCUGUCGUGGUUCAGAGGUGGAAGGCUUUCCUGCCACUGCCUGUAGCCUCUGUGUCACGGCAAGUUACCGUCUGCCUUCCAUGGCUGACCCACUUGAUAGAGAAGCAGGGUCGGCAGAGGGAAAAGAGCUGAGCUGUGGUACGCAGAACCUAGUUCACAGUGGUCUCCAGCUAGCCCCCUCUGACUCUAAGAGAUGGGGGAGCGAAGUUCACAGACCUGAGCCUCUACAAUGGGCCUCCAGAGUCUACUCUCCUCCAAGAGUGGAGUAGACAACUCCAGGAUAUCUGAGCAUGCUCACACCCUGGGGUGUCAGAGAUUUCCAGAGAGGGCCUUGGGGACCCCUCGAGGACCACCUAGUUCAGAGCUUUGCACCUACAUCUAAGGAGAGUAAGACCCGAGAUGGGGAAGAACCACACGACCAGAUCCAUGAACCCCAAUCUCAGUAUACACUGCCACAUCAUGGCGCCUCAGCAGCUAGCCCGGGGUGUCCAGUGCUGAAGGAGCUGCCGGAAGGGGGCAUAUCCCAUGCAGCGGGAGAAGAAGCCAGAAUAGAAUGAUCUUUUGUAAAGGGCUUUUUCAUCUUGCACCUCAGUGCACACUGCCCGCUCUCCUCCAGGCAGUAACCCUGCCAUCUUCUCUUUCUUCAUACUGCCUGCCUCCCUUGGGCAUGGGCUGCUCAUGACUGUGGAACCUUCUUGGUGCUAUUGUAUUCCACAGUGGUGCUGGAAAGCCCAGUGGCUAUCAUCCGGAUAUGCCAAUGCUCUUCUGGUGGGCCAAAUUGGCUUUUCACGGGGAUCUGAGUGUGGUUGGUUUCAGCCCAGGGUCUCUCAGCUAGUGUGCACCCUGUCUGAGCAAAUAGCUCGGAUGAGCAGAAACUAUCCAUGUUUGAUGCUCUUCUGGGGUAUCAGGUGUUCCCUGGGGUUCAUGAAUGGCAUGGGUCCCCUUUCCUUCCCAACCACAAAUUCUUUCCAAGACUUUCUUGGUCCUCUUCCCCCAGCGGUGCCAAGGAGCCUUAUUCCCAGAGCCCACUCCCCAGGCUGAGCCAAAUCCCAGAGGGUCUUUCCCACUGAAGGGACCCAGCGUCUUAAGACAGGGUUGCUUCAGUGGCCAACAUCAGAGGAAAGACCUCUUCUGGGGAGAUGUGUGGGAGCGGGGAAGGGUAUAAAAGUGACCUCAUCUUUUUCUUGUUGAAGCUUCAUUGAAUUUUCAAUGCGAGGGGCUCACAUCGUGAGCCACUUAAGAUACGAUCAGUUUCCGGUGGCCGUGAAUGUUGAAUGUCUUUGGCUCGGUUCAUUUCAGCAAAUACCUAUUGGAAAGUUCUCCAGAUUUGUACAUAUAUUGAACAGUCGGGGUUCUGUACAGAAAGGGUUCUUUCCUAAACCAUACACCAAGAGUCCCUGUCCAGGCAUUUUCUUGGUAGUACAAAUGUCUUUCUUGCUUAGAAAGUUGCUUUGUCUCUUCUGUUCAUCAGCAUUGCCACUGAUUUGGGGGCCUUUGAUUGAAAGGCUCCUGAAGGGCUUAUCUUCUUUCUGUUGGCUAAAUAGCUGGCCCUUUCUCAGAAAUUGGAUGUACAGCAUGUUUUGUAUGUAAAUGUUUCUUGUAGGUGUCACCAUGAACAAAGGUCUAUUUUCUAUUUAUUUAUUAUAUAUGUACUUCAAGAAGUCACUGUCAGAGGAGUGAAGAAUCAUCUUAAGUAUUCUGUCAGAGGAUGUCCUUUGGAGCACUGGGAAGGGGUGUGCCCAGAGCUGAGGCCUUCAGCUCUGGUCUGGAAAAAUUCUGCUGUACCAUAUGAAACAUAUAAAAAAUGUCAUUGUC